CUGGAGUCUAACGUGAGUUGGUUUUUAUGUUUUAACAGUUCAAGAUUGUGAUGAUACUCAUAACUGGUGUGUGCGAUGAAGAAGAAGAAAUGUUUCCAAAAAGCAAGAGAAAUUGACCAAGUUUUGACAUUAAAAACAAUGGAAUUUACUCGAUGGAUAAUGAGAGCCUAAGCGAUUGAAAAACAAACCGAAGUCAUGGAACUGAAUGAAGUGGAGGAGAAACUCAAGAAGAAACCAAGACGAGAAUCUUUUAGUUCCACACAAAAAAGAACAUCUCAAAGAACCAAAAACACUCGCACCUGCCCUCAUUGUGGAAAGAGUUUCAUGCGUAACGAACACCUCAAAAUGCACCUGCUGAUUCACACCGGAGAGAAGCCCUUCACGUGCCUUCAGUGCGGACGGAGCUUCAGAUGUAAAGGAGACCUGACGAAACACACCAGGAUCCACACCGGAGAGCGUCCGUAUGCAUGUCCUCAGUGUGGAAAGAGCUUCCCGAGCGCAUACGUCCUCAAAAGUCAUCAGCUCCUCCACUCUGGAGUGAGAUCUUUUAGCUGUGAUCAGUGCGAGAAAACCUUCAUCCUGGCCACGCACCUACAGAGACACUUGAAAAUUCAUAAAGAUAGGAAGCCUUGCUUGUGUUCGCUCUGCGGGAAGAGGUUUUUGCAUUUAAAGGAGCACCAGAAGAUGCACGCCGCUGUGAGAGCUCAUCUGUGCUUUGAGUGUGAGAAGAGCUUUACCUCUGCCAAAUCGCUCAAACAGCAUCAAAGGAUUCACACUGGAGAGAAACCUUAUAAGUGCACACGCUGUGACAAGAGAUUCACUCAGUCAGGAACCCUGAAGGAUCAUGAGAGAGUUCAUACUGGAGAAAAGCCGUAUCAGUGCUCUUCAUGCGGGAGGAACUUCAGCAGAUCAAGUAAUCUACGGACUCACAUGAGAAAGCGCUGCCGAAGUUCAUCCUCACAUCGUAAACCGUUUGAUAUUCAGAUGAAGUCAAAGAUAAUGGAGUUUGAGGAAGAACCCUGCAGAAUGAGAGAUGAAGAUACAGAGGAACAAACAGAUGAAGAUGGAAAGGAUGUCAGUCAAAAACAAGCUAGAAAAACUGGAGUCAAAAAACCUUUCACCUGCUCUGAUUGUGGAAAGAGUUACUCACGUAAACCAGACCUUAACAGACACAUGAGAUUUCACACUGGAGAAGGACUGUUCACAUGCACUCAGUGUGGAAAAGUUUUCACAGAUAAAGGAAAGCUGGAUGUACACAUGAGAGUUCACACUGGAGAAAGACCGUUCACAUGCACUCAGUGUGGGCAGAGUUACAUACAUAAACCAGACCUUAACAGACACAUGAGGAUUCACACUGGAGAGAGACCAUAUACAUGCACUCAGUGUGGAAAGAGUUUCAUUGACACACAAAACUUAAAAUCGCACAUGAAAGCUCACACUGGAGAAAAACCGUUCACAUGCACUCAGUGUGGAAAGAGUUUCGUAUCCAGAAGCUUUCUUAAAGAUCACCUGCUCUCUCACACUGGAGUGAAGUCGUUCCAUUGUGAUCAGUGUGAUAAAACAUUUGCUGUGGCAUCAAACUUAAGAAGACAUCUUAAAGUUCAUGCUGGUGUGAAGCCUCACUUUUGUUCUUUUUGUGAAAAGACUUUUGCACAUCUGCAAAAGUUAAAAGAGCAUGAGCGUAUUCAUACUGGUGUGAGACCUUAUGCAUGCUUGGACUGUGGAAAGAGCUACACUACAGCAUGUGCAUUAAAAUCACACCAGAAGAUUCACACUGGAGAGAAACCUUACAUGUGCUCACACUGUGAGAAGUGUUUUGCUCAUUUAUCAUCCCUGCAAUUUCAUGAGAGAGUUCAUACUGGAGAGAAGCCGCACCAGUGCCCUUCAUGUGGGAAGAGUUUUGCUCACUACCCAAAUCUGCACGUUCAUAUUAAAAAAAAGCGUUGCCCAAAGUUGCCCAAGUGAGAAAUGUUUCAGAUUUCAAAUUCAUCACAUCACAUUUUGGUAAACAACUCUUGAAAGAUGAAAAGAUAUUAAAUCAGUCAAGUUUGGCUAUGGGGUUUAUUCACUGUCUUUUAUUCUAUAUAUGCCCUCUUAAAUGUAUUCUGAUUGCAUGUUUUGAAACAAUGAGAAAUAAAA
Sinocyclocheilus rhinocerous is the source of this 2139-nucleotide messenger RNA. RefSeq names its product gastrula zinc finger protein XlCGF57.1-like. Gene Ontology annotation, biological process: regulation of transcription by RNA polymerase II. Bases 196 to 1965 code for a protein of 589 amino acids. The transcript has 5 exons. NCBI's taxonomy places the organism in Eukaryota, Metazoa, Chordata, Actinopteri, Cypriniformes, Cyprinidae. The record is from RefSeq and is a predicted model, not a curated record. Gene Ontology annotation, cellular component: nucleus. Gene Ontology annotation, molecular function: DNA-binding transcription factor activity, RNA polymerase II-specific; sequence-specific DNA binding.